Messenger RNA from Rotaria sordida, 2610 nucleotides. Lineage: Eukaryota; Metazoa; Rotifera; Eurotatoria; Philodinida; Philodinidae. The record is from the annotation of a GenBank genome assembly.
AUGAGUGCUACUGCUUUUUCAAAAGAUGAUGGGAAAAAAUCAAAAAGUAAUCGUAAAGGAUCACGGCAACAAUUCCAACAAGUUCAGAUCGUAACCCAAUCAUCAUCAACAACUGCUGAACCAACAUUUCAGCCAGGCAAUUAUUACGACGAACAUUUUCCGCCACUUGGUGAAUCAUCACUAAAUCAAACUUCCGGCAGCAGUCACCAUUCUUUCGAAAGUACAUCAUCGUACGCCCUAAAACAAACAAAAACAGAUUCUUCUUUAUUUCAACCCAGAUCUGCUUAUGAACAAGAUAUUCUUAUAAAGUUGUCCGAAAUCAUUCUAACCAUUCAUGGAAGAAGAGAAUUUGUGUCACGUGAACGUGUUCAAAAUGAAUUGUUCAAUUAUUUUCAUGUUAAUUGUUGGAAACAGUUAGGUGUUCGUCGUGGUGAACUCAGCCCUCUAGUAAUUCUAACUGAACGAUUAAAAAAAGUGACUUUCUAUAUGCAAAUAUUCGAACAAAUUUUCAUGCUAUGCACAUUACACGAUCUUGGACCGCUCUUAGCUAAAUUUCUCAAAGUUAAUACGUACGAAGAUGCACAUUUGGGCCCUCUCGAUGAACAUCCAGAUAUAAAACGAGUAUUCGGUUACGAACCAACUCAACGUCAUCAACCAAUUCCGAUCAUGACUAGUGGUGAUGUUAUAUCGUUGUUCAUCGAUUUUCAAGCAAGAUUCAAAAGAAACCUUGCAUUUGGUGAAUUUCUUGAUGAGCUUGUCAAUAGUUAUCGAUUGCAAACACGAAAAGAACUUGGUCUCUAUUGUAAAUCGUUUCCAUACUUAAUACAGUAUUUACUACAACAUCUAUUAUUACUCGAAACAUCAACUCAUGAACUUCUUCGUCUGCCUAUCGAUGCUACUCUGAAGAGUUUCGAGAAUGAACUUCACUCAUUACAUGUACGUUCAGCCGUCGGUCAUCUAUGUACAUUGAUCACUUGUGAAUACGGCCUAACUACUCGAAUUCCAUUAAAUGUCUAUCGAACAUCCAUACGUACAUGGUUCAUUCGUUUACAAUCAUUGACUAUGAAACAGGGUAAUAAUGAAGAACCAAUGCAAUACAUACUCGAAUUUUUAACCUAUCUACCUGUAUUUAUCGGACAAGCACGACUGAUUCAAGAAAUCAUACUUGGACCACUCGACGAUGUAUUCUCGAAAAGUGGAGUAAAUAUAGUUAGUGCACGAACAAGAAUAUGGAAAUUAGCAGAUGAAAAACAAAAGAACAAAUUAGAAAUUUGGGGUCAUACACUCAAUAUCAAUGACUGGAAGAAUAAUAGUAAAUGGUCUGGACAGCAUUACUCGAUCGAAGAUCAAGUAUCUGUUCUAGAGCCACCAGAGAGUGGAUCGAAUUCAAGCGAGACUAUUGUUCAAGUUAUUCGUGAUGUGUUAAGAAUUCGUGUUACUUUCUUGACAGAUAAUGGUUAUAUGGCAAUAACAACACCAGCUGCACCGCUGAUUAAAUCCUCAACUCGUCAGUCACAUUUGGUUCCAAUUGAAAUCAAUAACAAUAACGAAAAUGAAUCGGCUCGAGUGGCAUUCGAACAUAUUGAAUUGAUUCGUCGAGGUUUCGGUGUCGGCAGUGGUCUCGAUUCUAGCGGCCAAUCGAUUGUCAACAAUCUUCAAGGAAUGAUCGAACGAAGUUUACAAAAAUUAUCCAAUGAUCUCUAUUCAGAACAGGGCCAUUUUGUUUUAGAACUCAUUCAAAAUGCUGAUGACAAUCAAUAUGCAUCUGAUCGUUUGCCAACACUUCGUUUUGUUCUAUCCGAUAAACGAAUCUUAGUUUGUAACAAUGAAAUUGGUUUUCAACCGAAUAAUGUUGCCGCCAUCUGUAAUGUAGGUACAACGACCAAAGGCAAACACAAACAAGGCUAUGCUGGACAUAAAGGUAUUGGAUUCAAGUCAGUAUUUAUGGUAUCUAAUCGUCCUGAGAUCCAUUCACGUGACUAUCAUUUUUGUUUUGAUACUGUCGAUGGUACUCAACAAAUUGGAUAUAUUCUUCCGAUUUGGUUGGAUGAAUGUGAUGAAAUAUUACCGGAUGCUGACGAAUGGACAACAUGUAUUCGUUUGCCGAUUCAACGAGGCAGUCGACUUCAAGAAAAUUUUGACAAUAUUCAAGCAAAACUAUUACUCUUUCUCAAUCGUUUACGACGAAUUGAAAUUGUAGGUCAACCGAUGAGUACUUCGAACAGUGAUCAGAGUCGUAUUUUUACCAGAUUCGAUCAUGCCGAUGGGAAAAUAAUUGAACUACAAGAGAAGACAGUAAAUGGAACAAUUAUCAAAGAUUUUUGGCUCGUUAUCAAGAAAGUUCUCCAAGUGCCCGAAGAUGUCAAGGAGAAACUACGCGAAGUCAAAUGUGACGUCCAUUCGACGACAAUUGCCAUUGCCUAUCCACUCAGUGGUCUUCAACAGUCGGUUCAAAAACUUCCACUAGCUCAACCCAAGGGGGAAAAAGCUCAUUCGGACAUUCCCGGCCAUUCGGAAUGGCCGGGAAUGGUUGUGAAUGGAUGGAAAUGGUUGGGAAUGGAUGGGAAUGAUUGGGAAUGGAUGGAAAUGGUUGGGAAUGGAUGGGAAUGA